UAUAUGGCGUGGGGUCAAAAUGGUGUCCAAAGCGAUAUGUUAUCACCUGCCGGUUUACCUGUAUUAUCUGUAUGUCGUGACGUACGACUUUGUAAACAUAGAACAUGGCAGCUCUGGAUAUGGAGGGAAGUUUAAGUUUCUCACUGUUUGGAACGAGGUUUUCCAGCUUCUAUACUUUGGUAUUGCCACCCUGAAUGACUUUUGUGGCAGCGAUGUUCGACCUUCUCAUCUAAACUCGAAGGAUGUUCAGGGAAGGAAGUCAAUUCUACAAAAACUUCGUGAUAUGCUUUUAGCUUCAGUCAUAUUUCCGGCAGGAAUGUUUGUAGUUUGUACAUUUUGGGGUAUAUAUGCAGUGGACCGUGAACUUAUCUUUCCUAAGAAAUUGGAUGGCCUUAUACCAGUCUGGUUGAACCAUGCUUUACACACAUUUAUUCUACCGCUGCUAUUGGUGGAGUUAGCUAUUGUGUACCAUCAGUUUCCACGGAAACGUACUGGACUUUCUGUUCUGUUCACAUUUGCCUUAGCCUAUCUGAUCUGGAUCCUUUGGAUAGCCUAUGUGUCGGAUUUCUGGGUCUACCCCGUCCUUAAAGUCAUGCAUGCCCAUCAUCGUGUGGUCUUCAUUGGGACUCUCUUGGUCUUCUUUUCCGUCCUCUACUUGAUCGGAGACUUCCUCAACCAGAUAUUAUGGGGUAAAGAGAUCCAGGCUGGUGUAAUGGAAAUGAAGAAGAAGUGAUGCCAGGUUUAGUGGCCAUGUCUGUCCCAGAGUAAACAAUAGGUACAAAUCUCAGGUGUGAAUGAAGCCAAUUAGUGUGUAGCGUUAUCAUACCAGGUAUAAAUAUCAAAUAAAAGUCACAGAAAGGUGUCCCAUUCAGGGGUUGGAACAUGUCAAACAAAAAAGAACCACAAUCAAAAAGACUACUUUUCUAUUUGAUAAAAUUUGACAGAAUAUUUAAAAGAAAGAUGUAAAAAGAGUUUGAAAUUAAACUGGCUACGGAAGUAUACAUUAUGUCAUGAAUCAAGCUGUUUAAUGAAAAAAGUUAACAUUACCUGGGAUAGAUGCCAUGUAAAAAUCGUUUUAGAGAUAUCAUUUAAAUCGAGCUGAAAUAAGAUUUUACAGACUUUAAUAGCUAGGUAAUGUCUAAAUAUUUUUUUCUUAAUUGAUUAUCUAGACUUUCAGAUGCAUUUAAAAUGAUAAUCUUAUAUAAACACUGCACAUCUACAGAUUGCCAGAUAUUUUUAGGAAUAAAUUAGAGAAGUGAGUAAGCUGCAAAUAUUCUAUUUUUUUUUUCUAAAAUACUUUUUUGAUUUAUUUUACCAUAGUAACUUCAUACAGAUAAUCAUGAAGGGUUUGAAUUUGUGAUGGACUCUGCUCACAUGUUAAUGUGGAAAUACAUCCAAUACCAAAUAAAAUUGAGUUACACUAUACAGAAAAUGGAGAUAGAAACAUAUCAUAUCACAAUCUAUCCAGACAGCUUGAGGAUAUCAUACUCCUUAAAUGGUUUAUUGAAUAUAUUGUUAACUUUCUAACUUUAGCAAUAAUUGUGCUUAUGUUGGUGAUUCCGUACUGUUACUUAAGACAUGCUGAUAUUUAGAAACGGCUUAAAGGUAAUAUUAAAUCAUUAUAUGUAAUUGUAAAACUGUAUACGCUUUAAAUAAAGUGUGCUUCAAAAAGUUCAAUUAAAUUGAUAAUGAUUAAAAUAUGUAAUGAGAAAUCCAUAAAUAUCUUAAUGUGAAUUCCAUUUUUUUCCUUGUAUUUAUAUUGCAAAACAGUCAAGAUUAUAUGAAAAUAGACACCAGUGUAGUGACUUUGUAAGUUUAUUAAGAAACUAAGUCUAAUAUGAUAGAUGUGCACUAUUGACAAAAGAUAACAUGUAAAAACAACACAGCAUUCUAAAAUGUAGAGUGGCACCUGACACUUAAGGCUUUGGGACUUGUGAUUUUUAUCUCCUACAUAAAUCUGAGCGUCGACGUUUCAAAUAAGGGGAGAUAAUCAAAUAUUCAGAAUUAAAUCUUUACAAGAUUGGUAGCCAGUAGACCCGUUUUUUGUAAGGAAAAGUUUAAAUAUGACAUAUUACUACUUAUAUAAUACAAAAACAACCAUUACAGAUAAUACUUAUUAACAAAAUCAUAAUUGUAACUCAAAAUCAUAAUUGUAACUCAAAAUUGAUAAAUGAGAGGAAAUCAUCAAUUUGUAUGGAUACCAUUGAAAAAGAACAAGGAGAAUAAGACCAGGUGUUCUGGAAAAAAUAAGCAUCUUCUGUUACAUUGAUGACACCUCUCUCCUAAUCUGGGUUAAAUCUGGGUCAAAUCUGGGUCAAAUCUUUGUUGAAUCUAAAUCUGGUCAAGUCUGGGUUAAGUAACAUCAAAAUUAGUGUUACAUAUCAAACCAAACACUGAUUAAUGUUCAAUCAUUCUGAACUUUGUGAAAGAGGAGAAGCGACUCCUGAAUCCAGAUUUCCAAACAGUAUAUCUUUUCAUUUUAAAGCUUCUUUCUGAUAUGUUUCAGCCUUAAUAGGCAGGCUGGCAUCAGCAGAAAGCUUACAAUGGUGUUUACUGUUUGUGCAUCUGGAUUCACGAGUUGUUCCUUUUUUCAUUGUUUACUCCUUUUUAAGAGGGCCCUUUAUACCACUUUAAAGAUACCCUGAGGCCUAGAUGAACCAAAACACAUAUGAACGAAACAGAAAGUUGAUUAUUUGAGAAUCUAUCCAUCUUGAGAUUUAUGUCUUCUAGUUGUGUAUAUUGCCUUACCUUUAUAGUGCAGAUUUGGGUGCAUGAAAUAAAAUAGAGAUAAGUUUUACAGGUAUUUUUAAUACCAGGUUUUAGUGAGUUGUGCCUUAACCUAGAGGUGAUUAUUGCUACUGUUGCUAACAAAAUCAUCUUGAUGUUCUGUCUAAAUUAACCCCAAUCAUCAUUAUUUAACAGCUUCCUGGUCCCUUUUGCUCAAAGUUAAUAGUUUAAACUUAACGAGUGGUUAGUAAUAAAAACCUUCUCAACAAUGUUUCAGAAAUGAGACUUAACCACACAAGCAUUUAAAAAAUUAAGUUUUCAAAAUUCGUUAUACAUUUAAGCAUUGAACGGCUUUCAGUUGGCAUUCAUAG
This is a messenger RNA of Pecten maximus, 3098 nucleotides long. Its product is annotated as androgen-induced gene 1 protein-like. Bases 20 to 733 code for a protein of 237 amino acids. The transcript is spliced from 6 exons. Gene Ontology annotation, cellular component: membrane; endomembrane system. NCBI's taxonomy places the organism in Eukaryota, Metazoa, Mollusca, Bivalvia, Pectinida, Pectinidae. The record is from RefSeq and is a predicted model, not a curated record.